UAGAAAAUGAGCCUUUUCCUCCUGUUCCUACAAGGGGAAGGAUGGACCUGAUUUGGAACUGUCUUUUGCCCAUUCUCAUCAUGGAGCCACAGUGGAAAUAUCUGGCAGAACACGAUCCCCAGUAUGAAGGUGGGAAAAAACUCAAAUUGGAAGGCAAGGACCUCUUGUCUGUCCCUCGCCGGCUGUUUGCACUGGAAGGAUUAAGGAUUUUGGAGAUGAGCCCAGAGCGAGAGAGCUGCCUCAAGUACCAGAUGACUCUCGUCCCUCGUGAAAUUGGUCACUUGAGGAACUUAACCUUGCUCUACCUGGACUCUAACAACUUAAAAAAAGUUCCUAUUGAGAUUGGCAGUUUGACCAAGUUAGAAAGGCUCACCCUUAGCAGCAACAGCUUAAUUUCUCUGCCUGAAGAAAUAGGAUGUCUCCAGAGACUUCGCAGCCUGCAUCUAGCAAACAACUGCCUGGCAGAACUUCCAGCACCUGUUUGUCAGCUGAGGAACCUGGUUUUCUUAGAUGCAACUGAUAAUCACAUUCACACCAUCCCAGAUGCCAUUUGCCAGCUACAGAAACUGGAGACUCUGCUUCUGCUUUACAAUUCUCUCAAAUGUUUGCCCAGAGGACUCUGCUCUUUAAAGGUCCUCAGCACCCUCUGGGUUGGUCACAACAAGCUAACGGAGCUUCCUUCAGACUUUGGUCAACUGGUUAAUUUGGACUGGGGUAACAACAAUUGCUCAGGCAAUUUUGAAGGAAAUCCGUUGAAGCACCCACCCCCUGAAGUAUGCAGUGGGGGACCUGCUGAGAUCAGAAACUAUUUUGCCUCUCAAAGGAGAUAAAAAUAUAGGGCUGUGAAUGUGAUGGGGAGGGGGGAGGAGAAAUGCAUUCCAUUUCCCGGAAGGAGACAUGUUAUAGUUUUGGGUUUAUAUGGUUGAUAGUCCAGCUUCUAUGGAAGAAUGACUGUGCAGUUUUCUUUCCAUUUUAAAAUAAAUUGAGAUGUCUAUAACGGUGGGAGAGGUGGUAGGAAAGAGAAGAAGAGGUGAAUGGUCUUAGCUGCAGUGGCAGUAGAUGCAACAUUGGAAGAUUUGGAAGGCCAGGUUGGGGACAGAUCCUCCAGGAGAAAAAUCCAUCUUUGAGGUCACUACGAGUCAACACAGACUUGAUGACUAUUCAUGAAAUGGGUGCAGGGUCCUUAUGUUGUUGAGAAGAUAGUCAUGGAAAGUAAGAAUGUCCUGGCUUUUAUUAUUAUACAACCUUCUCUCUAAGAGUUUACAGCCUGCUGGUUUCCCAUGCUCCCAUUAAAUCUUUAGGGUGAGGAAAUGUUGGGAAGUGUGGGAAGCCAGGGAGGCAGUAGAGUGAGAUGAAACAGGGAAAGCAACAAUCACAGGAUCGGCACCUUCUGUCCCUUAAAUUUCCUUUUUAAAAACCUUGUGAGAAUGAAGUGGUAAAACCAGGUAUCUUUUAUGCA
Molecule: messenger RNA, 1459 nt
Organism: Python bivittatus (Burmese python)
Lineage: Eukaryota; Metazoa; Chordata; Lepidosauria; Squamata; Pythonidae
Cellular component (GO): cytoplasm
Molecular function (GO): protein binding
Source: RefSeq, a predicted model, not a curated record